AGCCGGCUGGGAGGCCGUCCCUGCACCCGGCGCAACUUGCCUCGGACCCUCUGUGAGGAGAGGCGGCGGCGGCGCGCGCCGGGCCGGGCGGGAGCGGGCGAGGCGUGCGGGCGCCCGGCGCGAUGCCUCCGGCCGGCGGCCCCCGAGCGCCGCGUCCCGCCGCGCUGCCCCGCAGCCUGUCCCGCCUGCGCGAGUGCCCGGGCCGCUCCCGCAUCGUGCUGGCGCUCGGGGCCACGCAGAUGGCGCUCGGAUGCCUCAUCGUGGCAGUCAGCUUCGCCGCGCUGGCGCUCACCACCUCGGCCCGCGUCCGCCACUCCUGCCCCUUCUGGGCAGGCUUCUCGGUGCUGCUGUCGGGACUCAUAGGUGUCGUCUCCUGGAAGAGGCCUCUCUCCCUUGUGAUAACCUUUUUCAUGCUGCUUUCUGCAGUGUGUGUAAUGCUGAAUUUGGCUGGUUCAAUUCUCUCUUGUCAGAAUGCUCAGCUAGUCAACUCCCUAGAAGGCUGCCAGUUGAUUAAGUUUGACAGUGUGGAGGUGUGUGUCUGCUGUGAGCUGCAGCACCAGUCGUCCGGCUGCAGCAACCUCGGGGAGACGCUGAAGCUGAACCCGCUGCAGGAGAACUGCAACGCUGUGAGGCUGACCUUGAAGGAUCUCCUCUUCAGCGUGUGUGCCCUCAACGUCCUGUCCACUAUCGUGUGUGCGCUGGCCACAGCCAUGUGCUGUAUGCAGAUGGUCUCCUCCGACGUCCUGCAGAUGUUCCUUCCGCAGAGGUCACAUCCUGCCAACCCCACCUGCGUGACUCCUCACGGCACCGUUCUCCACCAGACCCUGGAUUUCGACGAGUUCAUCCCCCCACUCCCGCCUCCACCCUAUUACCCCCCAGAGUACACCUGCACACCGUCCGCUGAGGCCCAGAGGGGCUUCCACCUGGACUUUGCUCCGUCUCCAUUCGGCACUUUGUAUGACGUGGCCAUCAAUAGCCCCGGCCUGCUCUAUCCUGCUGAGCUCCCCCCUCCGUACGAGGCGGUGGUGGGCCAGCCCCCUGCCAGCCAGGUUACAAGUAUAGAUCAGCAGGUGGCCGAGUCCAGCUCCGGGGACCCAAACACCAGUGCUGGCUUCAGCACUGCAGUACCAGCUGACAGCACAAGCCUCCUGGUGUCCGAGGGCACUGCUACGCCAGGUUCCAGCCCAUCCCCCGAUGGCCCUGUGGGCGCCCCAGCACCCUCCGAACCUGCCCUUCCCCCUGGCCGCGUGUCUCCAGAGGAUCCUGGCAUGGGCUCACAGGUGCAGCCAGGUCCCGGGCGUGUGUCCCGCUCCACCAGCGACCCCACCUUGUGCACAUCUAGCAUGGCAGGCGAUGCCUCUUCACACAGGCCGUCGUGUAGCCAGGACCUGGAAGCGGGACUGUCUGAGGCUGCGCCUGGGAGCGCUUCCAUGUCUCGCUCUGCCACGGCUGCCUUUUGGGCCCAGCUUUCACCAGUGGGGGACCCAGAUACCUGGAAAACUGACCAACGGCCAACACCAGAGCCCUUCCCAGCGACCUCCAAAGAGCGGCCACGCUCUUUAGUGGACAGCAAGGCCUAUGCGGACGCCAGGGUUUUGGUGGCCAAGUUUUUGGAACACUCACACUGUGCCCUCCCCACCGAGGCACCCCACAUGGUGGGUGCCAUGCACUUGGCUGUCACCAACGAGGAGCGCCUCGAGGAGGAGGCCGUCUUGGGCGCUGACGUUCUGGACCAGGUAUGAAGGAGCCACAUUUCUGACCGUGGACACCAACGCCUGGCGCCACAGAUGUUCUUGGCAGAAGCCAUCAUGCCUGACAAAGAGGCCUUCAGGCCCAGCUUGGCUGAGGAUAAAUGUGGGGGGGACACCCAGGAUGAUCUGAGGGCGGUGUGGGCAGGGAACUGUUACCCCCUCUCUCGAGGGGAGCCGAGCAGUGUCUCUUUGGGGAUUGCAUUUCCUGCCUAGCCCAGUAAUUCGGAAAGAUGACUUUCACGUCCACAGUGAACUCUCUGGUUUUAUCUGGCGUGCAGCACCUUGAACUGAGCAGUGUUGCACAAAUGUGAAUACAGCAACAGGCGACACUUACGUCACCUAAAGACUCAAAGUAUCUCCAAAAUCAGGGCCAUCCAAAGCAGGAGUCUCCAAUUCCCCAUUUAACUUAGUGUUCAGUGGACAGAGGGUGACGUCGAGUCAUGAAACAUUUUCUCAUGUGGCUCGAUGGCUCUAUCAUUAAGCGUUCAUCCCGCUCUGGCCUAUUUCCUAUGAAAGGAAAUAGGUAGUGUUAGCACAGAUGGCAGCCUGGGCCCAACUUUCUGUCCACAGGGCUAUUGUGCAAACAAAUGUGCAGUGCGGGCCUCUGCCAUAGCCCGGCCACCCCAGGGGACAGGCCGGUGUUGCGGGGGUUGGAGGAACCCACCAUCUCCUGGGCCUUGAGCUCGGCCUCCCUCCGUGGGGUGCCUCCCCCACCUCCUCCUGGGCCCCCUUUCUCCAGGCUCCCAUCCUGUCCCUGGAGCAGUUGUGUGAUCCGUAACAACAAGCGCCGAUUCCCAGCUCCUUUGUGUCUGAGCUCACUUGAUUGAGCUCAGUGGGUCACAGUUCUGCAGGAGAGAGGCCGGUUUCUCUGAGAAGUAGCCCCUCCUGAUAAAGCAGGUCCCUUUGACCCAGAGCUGACCUUUCCCUGGGCAUGCGGCAGCAGACACACCUGCGCAGGAGGAUCAUAAACCACUUACAAACCCACGUGAGAAGGGAAGCAGACACCCACCAUGCUGCUUAUGGAGAAGCAGACACGCCCAGCUUGGGGACAGCCUGGGGACCUUGGACUUUCUUAGCCCCCAUCCCCUUGUUUUCUGGUGGCAUCAGUGGCAGCUGCUCCCAACAAUGGCCGUGGAACAGCGCCAUCCAUGAGAACUUUCUACAGUGAUGGAAAUGCCUGUUCAGGGCCACUAGCAGCAACAGCCCCUGAGCUGCGUUGGGUGGGCCCUGCGAUGAACAAAACAGCCUAGAGGCCAAGGUCUCCCCAGAGAGCCCAUGAGCCUGGCAUGGGGGCACAGGGGGACCAGAGGGUGCCUUCCACUCCUGGGUGCCAGGGCAGGGGGCUCACGCUGCUGUUCCCUCGGCUUUGUGGGGCUUGUCCUUGAGCUCCCCCAAUUCCCUAAUGCCACUGUGGCCAGUGUGCUGGGGAGCUUCUGUGUGGCUGGAAGCUGGGAAGGGGGUGGGGUUCCAGUCCAGGUGCCCAGAGCCUUCCUCCAGUCCUUUAUCCCUGCCCUGGGGGCUGCGGUGUAGGACUCCUUCAGCUGUGGUCAGCUGAAAAGGCUUCGAUUGCUUUAGAGAGCUGAAAACACAUAAACCAGGCCUUUUGAUGACAACCUGCACUUUUCCAGGAGAGACGUACUAGAGAUGAAUUUUUGAGCACUUUAUUCAGACUAUAAAACAGGAAAUCUCUAAUUUUCCUCAAGUGGGGGCUUUUGAAUUCCCUCAAGGCAAGUCCCUUUGCAGGUGAAAUUAAUUGGUGGAUUUUCAGAAUGGCCGCCCUGGAGCCGAGCUUCAGCCACGCCUGACGCCCUGGCCUCUGAAUCUCCACCGUCUCUGAGGUGCGCUGGGGCCACGCCGCAGGGGUUUCACCUGCUUGGGGGGGUCCACACUGGGGCUUGGGGGUUCACACAGCAUUGUCCCUGGGCUGAGCCCUUGGGUGGGCUAGAGCUGCAGUCCUCAGACAUGGCUGCAAUUCCAGCGAGGCCAAGACCACCAGCCACCCAGUGGACUCGGUCUCUGGGGUGUUUUCCUCAUGCAGCCGGGGCAGAGGCCUACUGGACCCCCUCAGCCUGCUGCUCAGCAUCCUUCCCUUCUCUGCAGCAGGGCCCGGUCCCAAUGGCCAAUGGGGCUGCUACCCCAGCAGUGCCUCCCUGCGGGCCCCUCACCUGCACCCCACCCUCACCCAGCUCUGGGUUUGCGCUGGUGGCAGCUCUGUUUUGUGGAUACGAAAACUGUACCCAACUUGAUGCCGCUGGGCUGGAACCUUCUGCCCCUUCGAAAUGAGGCAGUCAGGGACGGGGUGGGGUGCCCCCAUCAGCCCCGCUGCUCAGGGCCACUCAUGGACUCUAGGAGGGUCCAGGUUCUGGGCUUCCUGGGAAGGUCCCCAGAAGAGAGAGGUGCUGGUAGACUAGGGAAUGUGCUGGCAACUUGACCCAGCAGCUGUGGUCCCCUUGGCCCCGGCUCCACGGCAUCCGGGUACCAGCAGCAAGAGCCCAGGCCCCGGGCUGCAUGUCGGCUCACAGCCAAGGAGAAAGCUGGCUGCUUCCCCUCCCUAUGCGUCUUUCCCCCGCUCCAAUCAUGCUCCAUCUGGGAUCUGAAAUGGGCCAACUGUGGCUGCUUUGGGGGUGACACGCUCCUUCUCCAACUCAGCUGGGCCCCGGGCAUCCCCUGCCCUCCCUUGAGACCCAAAGGGGGUUGGCACCUGCUGUGACACCACUGUUGACCCCAGCCUGGGGGCCACAAGGUUGCUGAGUGGGGAGAACAUGGACCCCAACUCUAUGGCAAGCAAGAUCGCAGAAGGGGGAGCAUCAUCCACAAGGACUUCAGGUCUCCCUUGGCUGGAGAUGAGGAUCCACAUUAAAUGCCUGUAACACACCAGGCCACAGAAAGCUCGUUACACACAGAUGCUUCUCCCCACCCAUGCUGACUCUCAGAGGCUGCUAAGGCAGAAUUUAUAGGAAAUUGUUUUCAAGCCACCAGAGACCUGUUUGUACAACUGGAAAGGCUGUAUUUAUUUAAUGUACCUCAAGGUGUUUUAAUAAUGAUCCGUGUUUUAAUAAAAAGUAUUUCUGGCCUCUGUG
Messenger RNA from Pan troglodytes (chimpanzee), 4831 nucleotides. RefSeq names its product endosomal transmembrane epsin interactor 2 (gene ENTREP2). Gene Ontology annotation, cellular component: membrane. Bases 123 to 1742 code for a protein of 539 amino acids. The record is from RefSeq and is a predicted model, not a curated record. The transcript is spliced from 11 exons. NCBI's taxonomy places the organism in Eukaryota, Metazoa, Chordata, Mammalia, Primates, Hominidae.